GAAAACAGUGAAAUUCCCUGCAAUAGAUAUGAAUAUUUAUUUGAAGUCGUUUUUGUCAACAAAAUGCAUUUUGGAAACUUUUCUGGAUGAAUUUCUUAGAUGUUAUUCGAGCUUUACUUUGAGAUCUCCUCCCUCACUCAUCGUCAGCGAUUAAAGAAAGGUUUCCUCAAACUUGAACGAAUUAGAUUACUCCAAACCGUGUAUGAGAACUUGGAUAAUUUUCUACGCAAGAAGUUGAAAUUUCUGUUUAAUAUUAAUUAAUAUUAAUAAAUUUGCGGUUUUCACAGCCCAUGAGAUUAGUGUGCAUAGUUUUUGGGCAAAACUGUAUACUAACAAUUUAUUAUCAACACUCCGUGAUCGAUUAUAAAAUGUGAUCUGAUAUUAAAAUUGCGUGCACAAACUUCUUACCAAACUUUACAUGCUAGUUCAUAAAAAAACCGUUUUAACCAAAAUAUUUUAACAUUCAAGCAACAUUAACAAGCAGCUAGUCGUAUUCCCGUUUUGAGGCCAAAAAGGGAAGGAUUUCAUUUUGUUGAGCCGUGUAAGGAAGUACCCGUGCAAUACUCCAGUUGGUUUUCUUUCUUUAGACUGCGCCGUUGAUAGUCAAAUUCGGUGAAUCUGGUGUGGAUGAAGCUGUACCGUUUCUUAUUUUGUCUCGUAAAUCUAGGCUUGAGUAAUGUUAAUGGUUUUGCAAAUCGAAAAAGAUUGGGGAUAGAUGCGCUCACCACGGCAGUUAUUGCUACAGAUGUGUUGAUUUUGUCAUAUAGAGGUUUCUUUACUGGGUAUGUUUGGCAAUGAAUGUAUCAAGUCUACUUAGAUCCGUGAAAAUCUCGGCAGAAUAGGCCAAAUUCACGAGCCUAGACAUUUGUCUUGUUUGGCUUUGGAAAGAGAAACUGUCAGAUAAUCUAUUAUUGUCUGGCAUUGAAUGUUGUUCAAAAGCCUGUAUUUAGAUGAGGGGGUUCGUUGUUCAGGAUAGAUGGUCACGAGGAUGGAUGAAGUUGGAGGACUUCUCACUAUAGCGUGAGAGUCCUUGAUGGGUUGAUUUCCUUCUUAGAGGACAUGAAGGUUAUAAAAAUGGUUGAAUCCAUUAGGGCUUCACUCUAUUCUACAGAGUCAAAAUUUCUAAAGCAAGAGAAGCCAAUUUAGUUCUAAUUUUUGGAGGAUGUCAGAACUGUUAACAGUAGACAGCACAGAAGGAAUUUGGUUGUGUUAGAUGAUGAAAGGUACGGGAUUCUAUUCUCAGACAAGGUUCGAAUGCAGAGAUAGGAUAUAUAUAUAAUGGGUGUCGUAAUGCCGAACGCUACUCUGUGAUCUAAACAGAGUGGAGUGUACAGUGUGCAAGACAUUUUAGACCGUGAAAGGAGCUCUCUUUCUUCUUUCCAUUCCAAUGGAAUCCGCAAUGUUUUCAAUAUCAAUUCUGCUUCUUCUCUCCAGCAACUUAGGGGCUACAGCUAGUGAUUUUGAUGUUUUAAAAGAUGCAUUUGGCUCAGUUAAUGGUUUCAAACUCUCAGAAAUUUGCAGCAGCAACAGCAGUUGUGACAGUAUCCCAUCAUUAUUUCUAGCAUCUCGGAAUCUCACAGGGAUUGUGAACUGGAGAAAGAUCUCUCUAUUGAGCCAGGUCAGCACCAUAGACCUCUCACACAAUUCGCUCUCUGGGCCCAUAACAAGCGAUCUUUUCACAAUCCAGAGUCUCCAAACACUGAAUCUGGCUAUGAACCAAUUGGGAGGAAAGCUUAUGUUUGACUGGAGUAGGAUUGGGCAUCAAUUCUCCCAUUUGCAGACCCUCAAUCUCUCCUCUAACCGGCUCAAGAUCUAUGACAGCCGGUUCAAUCUCUCAGGCUUCUCAACUCUCAGGGAGCUGGACCUGUCACACAACCAAAUCUCCGGUAACAAGGUACUUGCUGAACUUUUCAGUUUACAGAACAUUAACACAAUUUCUCUUGCUGGUAAUAGCAUAGAUUCGAUCCCCGAACCCUCUGGAUCCAAAUACCUAUACUCCCUUCAAUAUCUGGAUCUCUCUAAUAACAAUCUCAGAGGAGACAUUUCGUCUUUGGCUCAAAUGCCCUCAUUACGAUAUCUGGACCUUUCUGACAACAGCUUAACUGGGUUUUUCCCAAACGAUUUCCCGUGGCUUGAAACUCUACAAUACCUAAAUAUGUCUGGCAACGAUUUCAGAGGCAACCUGAGUGCAGAGCAUGUGCAAAAAUUUGGGAGGCAAGCCUUCAUUGAUUCUGGAAUCUGUAGUGAAUCCCUGCAAAUCCCCUGCAAUAAACGCGCCCCAGCUCCUGCCCCUUCCCAUGCAUCUCGGCAAGGAGUCCUGAUUCCAAGUUCCAUUUAUCGCAAGCCAUCAAAACCGUCGUCAUCAUCGCAUAAAUUGAAAAAACCUGCAAUUGCAGGUAUUGUAGCCGCAGCAGCUGCAGUUAUCAUGAUAACAAUGGUGAUCUUUUCUGUUUUUUAUCUCAGAAGAAAAAAGAGUAGCCCAACGUUGUCCAAAGACUGGUCUGUGUCCAGGUCUUCAUUCCCCUACAAAAUGGAGAUUCCCAUAAUUGAACCUGAGCAAGGACCGUUUUCAUUUGAGACAGAUUCAGGCACAUGGGUUGCAGACAUCAAGGAUUCUACUUCUGCUCCUGUAAUACUUUUUGAAAAACCUCUGCUGAACCUCACCUUCACAGAUCUUUUAGCCCUCACUGGCCACUUCAGCAAAGAUUCCCAAAUGGCUGAAGGGCAAAGCGGGCCUGUUUACAGAGCCAUUCUGCCAGGGGAUCUUCAUGUGGCAAUCAAAGUCCUAGAGCAGGCUAAGGAUAUCGAUGUGGAAGAGGCCACAUCCAAGCUUCAUGCGUUGGGUCGCCUGAAGCAUUCCAACGUAUUGCCCCUUGUGGGCUAUUGUAUUGCAGGGAAGGAGAAAUUGCUCAUCUAUGAAUUCAUGCAAAAUGGGGACCUUCACCAAUGGCUGCACGAGCUUCCGGGAGUGCAGCCCGAGGCAGACUGGAGUACAGAUACAUGGGAGGAGGAGCAACCUAGAAUUUCAGGAGAGCGGAUGGGAUGGUUUACCAGGCACAAAAUAGCUCUUGGUAUUGCUAGAGCCCUUGCUUUUCUUCAUCAUGGAUGUUUCCCACCUAUAAUCCAUGGGAGUUUAAGCUCCUCUAAUGUUUUAUUAGAUGGACAUUUUGAACCCCACGUGGCAGAGGCUGGGAUCAGAGACCUUGUAGAAGGGAACCGCCUUCAUUCCAUACCUGAAGUUGAGGAAUAUGCAAAGGGUGAUGUAUAUAGUUUUGGUAUAGUGUUGCUGGAAUUGGUCACAGGAAAAAUGGUUCGCGGAUAUGACAUUCCUGAUGGUUUUGGUGAGGAUUUGGUUGGUUGGGUUCGAUAUCUGAUAAGAGAGAAACUGGGUGAGAAUGCAUUGGAUCCAAGAUUGGUUAAUACAGGCCCUUUGAAUCUAAUGUUGGAGACCUUGAGAAUUGGGUAUCUUUGCACUGCAGAAUCAUCUCUCAAGCGCCCUUCAAUGCAACAGAUCGUGGGUCUUUUGAAAGAUCUCCAACCAGAUGGAGUUCAAAGCUGAUUUAUUCGGACCUAAGUUUUCCUCUGCACUUCAGAUCAUCUCUGCUCCCUGCAUGCGGAGGCUGUCAUAGAAAUGACAGCAAGAUGGUUUGGAGCUUUUGUUAUUUUUUGUUUUCUGCAAUAUUUGGCAAUGGAACCUGAUUGUUUGAAUUCUUUUAUGUAUCUAUUUUACCCAAGUUUGCAUUGAUUGAUUCAGAGGACAUUUAGUCUAAAAGAGAAAAGGGUUUAGGUGUCGCUUCAUUCAUUUAUCUGAAAGCAUUUGCAGGUUUGAAAAACAGCUAAGAUCUUAUUUGUUGAAUGGGGCUGCACUACAAUUAUAUGAUCAAAAUAAUUUAUUGUAUUGGUUUCCAUACAAUUUCUACAGUAGCUUAUACGACCAUAAUUUAUUGUGCUUCCUGUACUUA
Messenger RNA from Cryptomeria japonica (Japanese cedar), 3962 nucleotides. RefSeq names its product calmodulin-binding receptor kinase CaMRLK. Gene Ontology annotation, biological process: protein phosphorylation. Gene Ontology annotation, molecular function: ATP binding; protein binding; protein kinase activity. Bases 1388 to 3559 code for a protein of 723 amino acids. The record is from RefSeq and is a predicted model, not a curated record. The transcript is spliced from 2 exons. NCBI's taxonomy places the organism in Eukaryota, Viridiplantae, Streptophyta, Pinopsida, Cupressales, Cupressaceae.